Neospora caninum is the source of this 2058-nucleotide messenger RNA. RefSeq lists its product as hypothetical. The coding region runs from base 1 to 2058 and encodes 685 amino acids. The transcript is spliced from 10 exons. NCBI's taxonomy places the organism in Eukaryota, Apicomplexa, Conoidasida, Eucoccidiorida, Sarcocystidae. Gene Ontology annotation, biological process: protein localization to membrane. Gene Ontology annotation, cellular component: membrane. The record is from RefSeq and is a predicted model, not a curated record.
AUGGCAGACGGUGGAAUCGAGCUCUCUGCCUUGGGGCCUGGCGGUCGCGCCACCCGGACGCGCGAGAGGUCCGAGGAGCGCCACGAUGCGGGCUCCUGCGUGCUUCCCCUGUUGGUGAUUUUGUUUUUUCUCCUACUCUUCUACAAGCUCGCGACUUCCUCCCUCCUCUCCCGCUCGUCCUCCUACCUCUCCGACGCGGCUGCGCACGCGGCGGGUUCACCGGUCUCGGUUUGCGUCAGCAAAACCUGGCCGAUCUACAACCCGCUGGAAACGUACAACUUCUACACCAAGUUGGGUGUAUGUACACCCGAGACCUUCGAGUACGCGCCCAUGACGCUCGGCCAAGUGCUGCGCGGGGACCGCCUGAUGAAGAGCGGCUACGGCAUUUCCUACGGCGUCGCUGAGGACUCCCCGCGAACAGUUUGCUCGAUGACGCUCGACAGAGAGCGGCUCGCUUCCUGGCGAGACUUCAUUGACCAGAACUACUUUGUGGAAAUGUACGUCGAUGAACUGCCGAUCCACGAACCUUUCGGCCUGAAGGUGAAGCAGGAACGCAGGGCCGAACCCUCCGAGAAGUCGGAAGAAGACAAAGACGAAACGGCGGCCGCGAGUCCAGAAUCAGACAGAGCCACGCGAUACCUCGUCAGAAAACACCUGGCAUUUCUCCUCGGCUACAACGACGGUCAGGUUGUGCAGGCCGAGAUCGAGAACACCAGCCUCGACCAGGACUUCGUCGACAUCACCGAACCGCCCCCGCCUGGAGAGACACUCGCGGUCGACUUCACGUACACCGUGCGCUGGCAAGAUCGCCCAGACAUAAAGCCGGCGUUUCGGGUGUCUAGACAGCUCUCCUCGCCGUUCGCGCCCGUGUCGAGCGACGAGACUGAGCCCAAAACGCCCUCGGGACAGCAGAAGCGGCUUUCAGUCGACGUGCACUGGCUGGGCAUCCUGAACUCGUUCGUCUUCACUCUCCUCAUUGUUCUCCUCCUGACCGUUCUCCUCCUCAGAAUUGUGAAGGCCGACCUCCACAACAUGAUGUUCCGACUGGCCGACGAGGAAAUGGCCUCCGCAGGACUGGAGGAAGAAACAGGGUGGAAGCUCUUGCAUGCAGAUGUCUUCCGCCCUCCGCCACAUCGAAUGCCGCUCUCUGCUAUGGUCGGCUGUGGCGCACACCUGUUGAUGUUGGUCCUCGCCACCAUUGUGGUCGGAUGCUUCACGCCUUAUCUUGAGAGAGGCGAACUUCUCUCGUGCAGCCUCUUGUCGUAUCUCCUUACCUCGUUUAUUGCAGGAUACAUAAGCUCGAGCACGUAUCGCAAGAUGGGCGGCGUCAAGUGGGCGUGGAGUCUCGUUGUCACCUGCAUCAUGUUCGCCCUGCCUCUUUUUGUCAUUUGGUGCGUGCUCAACUCUCUCGCCCUCGUCUACAACUCGACCGCUGCGCUACCCUUUGGGACGGCCUUCCUUCUCUUCGCUUGCUGGUUCUUCGUCACACUGCCUCUCACCAUCGUCGGCGGGAUCUGGGGCAGACGCCGAGCCACGCGGCAGAUCGCUGGCGGCCACGCGUUCCCCUGCAAGACCAACAAGCUGGCCCGCGAGAUUCCUCGCGUGCGGUGGUACAACCAGCCGCUUCUCCAAACGGUUGUCAGCGGCGUCAUGCCGUUUAGCGGAAUUUACAUCGAGUUGCACUACCUCUUCAUGAGUGUCUGGUCUUCCAAUCGGAUCUACAGCUUCUACUUCUUCCUCCUCCUCGCCGGCGUUCUCCUCUUCGUCUCCGCAGCCGCAGUCAGCAUCCUCCUCACCUACAUGCACUUGAACUCGGAAGACCAUCGCUGGUGGUGGCGAUCGUUCCUCAGUGGAGGGAGCGUGAGCCUGUAUUUCUUCCUGCAUUGCGUGUACUACUUCUUCACGAGCACGCGCAUGCACGGGGUGCUUCAGACUGCCUUCUUCUUCGGUUACUCCUUAGCAGUCUCGUGGAUGCUCUUCCUCAUGGCCGGUUGCGUCACCUUCAGCGCGAACUUUUUGUUCGUCAAAUACAUCUACUCUCGCAUCAAAUCCGACUAG